Molecule: messenger RNA, 2958 nt
Organism: Cladocopium goreaui
Lineage: Eukaryota; Dinophyceae; Suessiales; Symbiodiniaceae
Source: the annotation of a GenBank genome assembly
AUGGCUGUCAUUGGUCCUGGAGUGGGACCGCAGACUCUCGAAGAGACUCUGAAGCUGGGGAAUUCAGACUUGCGUUUUACCUUUGAAAGGAACGAGGUGCCAGAAGAGGUGCAGGCUCAGUUUUUCACGCACGGAGUUACAAGCGUUAACAAGUUUUCUGCUUUCUUUAGAGAUGAGGUGGAUUUGGUGCAAGUGCUUAGGGAUGAUUUCAAUGUGGAUGCUGCCGCAUCCUUGGGAGAUCGUGCAAAAGUGGCAGCUGUGAUCUGCUCUUGGAAGGAGGUCAGUACAAAGGCAAAGAGGCAGGCGGAAGUCGAAGCGGAGAUGAAUACAAGGGAAUGGACGAAACCCAUCCCCACAGGAGACUAUGUCCAGCUCCGCAAUGCCUACCAGCAGGCAAUGGGGCACCUGGAAGAUAAGGUUACUCCUGCAAAGGAGUACUUGGAAAAGAAACUACAAGAACUGGAGAAUGGAGAGUUCAGGGCGGAAACCUUGUCGGAAGUAGUUAGCCAGGACGAAGUGGACCCAGACGUUUUGGUGCCUAUUUUUGAUGCCAAAGGGGCUCUCAGUGUGAAGAAGGGCUCAUCCACAGUGGCCUUACCAACGGGGCCUGAACAGCUGAGGAGGCGGCUAAGCGUCAUGCAGAACUGCAUCAUGAUGCUGGCCUUGAAGCAUGUCAACAGAGAAGAAAUUCAGGAUGUGGACAAGGAUGUCUUUGAUAGAUACAAAGACUACCUGCUGGGAGAUUACGUUUGGGGCCUUAGCUCGACAGACCUUCAAGGGCAACAGAUUCAGACGCCACCAUGGAGCUUGGUUUUGGCCUACGAACAGGUCAGAGAAUUCCAUGAUGGUGCAGGUUUAGCUUCACCAGGGCGCUGGGACCUGGAACACAGGACAUGGAACACUGACGGUUUUUGGAAGAAACUGAGAGAGAAAUCCUUGCGUUUAGUUUUGGAAAGCUGUGGUGGUUUGCAACAGUUGGACUUGGAGUGUUUUCAGAUGGCAGCCAAGGGUGAACAUGGCUGCAACCUGGUGCGAGACCAGGUGCUACAGUCAAAGUUGGUGGAUCUUUGGACCACCCUUUUGAGAGAAGAGGGAUAUGAGACUGAGGGUCUGGGCGAAAUUGCACAGGGGCAGCCUUUUAGGUUGAAGCUCAUGCAGGCGCUGUUAGAACGUGCAGGUGAUUCAGACCACCGUUUCCUCUUGCAAGGCCAGAAAGGGUUUCCUGUGGGGGUCCUUUGUCAACUUCCGAGGACUCCCCACAUGUACGAGGAGCAAACAGCAUGGAAGUUAGAAGAAGAUCCAUACAUGCGUGAAGAGAUAUGGCGUGAUAACUAUGAGUCGGUCAAGGACCAUGAGGAGUUCGUGCGUGACCACUUCAAAACUGAAUGCGAAGAAGGGCUCAUGGAAAAGAUGACACUGGAAGAGGCGAAACGCCGCUUUGGGGAUAAGAUUGCGAUCUCGUCCCUAUCGGUUUUGGUGGAGGAGUCUCAUGGAAACAAGAAGCGAAUAAUACAUGAUGCAACGCAUGGGACAAAGGUUAACAAUAGAAUCAAAUGCCGGGACAAACAGAGAAGUCCGGGGGCCAGAGAGAAGAUGUACUUGAUGGCUUACUACAAAGACAAGGGCAAAGUGGUCUUCAGUCUCGUGGGCGACAUCAGUAAAGCUCAUAGGCGUUUCUUGCAUCACCCCAGUGAGAGGGGACUUUUGGCAUGUAGGGUUCUUUCAACCGAUGACCAUGUGUACAUCAACAAUGUUGGAACGUUUGGAGUGGCUUCAGCAUCGUAUUGGUGGGGUCGCAUUGCAGGCUCGGGCUUGAGAUUGGUUCAUGAGUUGAUUGGACCAGAAAUGCCAGUGGAGAUGUUAAUAUUUGCGGAUGACCUUGAAGCGCUGGGACCGGAUAGACAAGGGAGAAGAGGCAUAGUGCUGGCUUUUCUAUUUUUAGCAGUUCUUGGGUUUCCUUUCAAGUGGGCAAAACAGAGAGGUGGCUUGAAAGUGGAAUGGAUAGGGCUUUUUGCAGACUACACCAGCAUGAGGCUGGGCCUUUCACCUUCAAGAGCAGCUUGGGUUGCAAAAUGGACCAAAGGUCUUGCUGAAUCGGGAAGCGUCACUGCGAAAGAGAUGGAGCAGGGACUUGGGCGCCUAUGUUUUGCUGCAAAUGCUCUCCUAUGGGAGCGUCCUUUCUUGGGGCCAUUGUUUGCGUGGACUGCGGCUGUCAGGAGUAAGAAGGGGGCUCUGAAGCUCCCUGCGAUGCUACGGACCAUUCUUUACUUCCUUGGUCGGCGGGUGGAGGAAGGCGGUGACUUGCAGACUCCACCGCCCUUGAAAAGGAGUGUAACUCCUGAUGUGGUUUUCUUCACCGAUGCCAAGGCAACGGACACUGGUGCUUGGAUUGGUGGGUUCUUGGAAUCCAAAGAGGGUGAGAUACGUUCUUGGUUUUCUGAAAAGAUUGAGCCCGAAUGGGCGCCUUGGCUCUUUGUGAAAAACAACCCGAAGAGAGUCAUUGCAAGUUUAGAGCUUCUUGCAACCUUGGUGGCGGUUAGACUCUGGACAAAGGAUCUGGGGACAGCUAGCGCUGGUACUUGUUGGAUUCGGGCAGGCACGGACAACCAGGGGAACACCUAUGCGGUCAAUAAGCUCAUGAGUACUAAGUUUCCUUUGACUCUGUUGGUGUUAGAGCUCUCGGAGACAUUGAGGCUGCGCAACUGUGAGUUAGGUUUGGAAUGGAUACCGCGAGAAUACAACCAAUUGGCAGACGACCUCACCAAUGAGGAUUUUGGCAAAUUCCCAGAUGAUCGGAGAGUUCAAUGGGUUGGCGGAGACACCAGAUGGUAUGUGCUUGACGGUCUGAUGAAUAAAGCCAAGGAGUUCUUUACUGAACUACAGAAAGCCAAAUUGGAAAACAAAGGUAAGAAGAGGAAAGCUUCACCGAAACAAAAGAAAAAGCUGGACCAUUGGUGA